CUUUUCACGGUCCAAUUCCCGUUUUCCUCACCGUUCAUGCAUUCACUCGACGUCCUGUCGCGCAUGCAUCGAAUGUGCAUCUGCGGAGACGCCGCGGUUCCCCGGAGAGUCUGUUUUCGCGUUGGCUUUUGUCAUUGUUAGUUCUUUCCCGUUCUCCCCUCGUCUUUCCAUGUAUUUUGUCUUCCAUUUUCUUUUCAUUGAGACCCUCUUCUGCCUCUUUUCUUCCACACCUCCACCUCGACAGAGCUUCCUCGGGAGGCAUGAUGAGGCUGGCUCUUCUCGGUCCUUCGCCCAGUGCGUUCGUUUCCAUGCUCUUUCGCGUUUUCGCUUCCUUCAAUACACUUGAGAGGAAGGGAGAAGCACUCUUGACUGCCUCCAAUCGGGUUUCCUUCUUCUUUCCCUGUCUACUUCUUCUUUCGCUUCUUCUCACUCCCGCGGCUUCCAUCACCGCUGCCCCUCGCUGCAGUCGAGGCCUGUCCCGGCUGUCCUCCGCAACACUUCUGUCAGCUCCUGGUAUGCUCUGUCGCCCCGACGACGUCAGAAGAAAGUGGAUUUUUCUGCAGGAUAAGCCUUUGCAGACAGCGACUUCUCUUUUGAAUUCGCAUUCUUCUGCCCCGUCGCGGCCUCUUCAUCUGUCCGCUCUACGUAUCCAGAAGCUACGCGACGUCUCCUCGUCUCCGCCAUCUAACGUAGUUAAACUCCAGCGACAUGCCAUUCUUCCUGAUUUUUCUUCCACGUCUCCCUGGUCCCCGGGCUCUUUGUCUCUUCGUCUUUUGCCUCCUUUUCACUCGACUCCAGAGCUAGCUUACAUCCCUUCUGCCCGAGACAGAGCACAGCGCUGUUCUUCUACCUCACGUCCUGACCUCUUUACGGAGGAAAACCCAUUUGGGUGUGGCUUGCUGUCUCCUCUCUCACAUCUGUCUCCAUCUUCCCGUCCGCUUCCCUCUGUGUCCGGCUCUUGCCCGCCUCCGCUGCCCAGUGCAGGUGUAGAGAAGACACCCGAGACGCCAGCCCCGCGUCUGGGACUUCCGCGGCCAAGCCAGCCAUCGAGCGUGCUCUGCCGCUUCCCUCGCUUUAGACGCGACAAGUCUUGGUCUCGUGUUUUUUCUUGCUUCUCUCGACCAGGCACACCGACAAGAAAGACAACUCCGAAGGCGCAAGCUCCAUCUGCCAGAGUCACAGAGGAGACGAGCCAGGCUGGUCUCACGAGUCUUCCCGCUGAAAACUCGACUGAUGAAGCGCCUGCGUCUGCGUCUUCGCAGCCCUCUCCACGCGCGCCCGCCGAGUGCGCUAGACCAGUCGCCCCGUCGUUCAUUUGUUUGCGUUCUCCCGCAAAAAUCAAUCUCUUUCUGAAAGUCUUUCCUCGCGCAACCGGCGACGCAUUCCACCCUCUUCUCUCGCUCUUCCACUUCGUCUCGCUGUCCGACUAUCUGGCGGUUGGGCUGCUGCCUCCGGGACUCCAGGCAAACGCGCGACCGCCUAGACGUCGAGAGAGAAAAGAAACGAGCGACGAAGACAGAACACUCCGAGACAGAGAACAGGGAACGCACACACUCUCAGGAGAGAACAACGGCGAACGAGGAGAGAACAAAGACCUCGGAGAGCACACAAACGUUGGCGAGAACGGAUCUGGAGGAAACAAGAGAAACGUGGAGGGGGAGGACGAGAGAGAAAACGAUGUGGGGUGUCUCUCACAAGUGAACUUUGAGAUUCUGAACCCGUUCCCCGCCUCUGUAUUCCCAGCCCUCUCAACUCUCUCUUUUCCGUACUGCUGCGAAUCCAAGGAAGGCGACAUUCUUUUCUCUUCCUCGCCUCUCCCGUGCUCGGCAGAGAAAAAUUUGGUUCUCAGAGCCUUCAGCCUGUAUCGCCGCAGGAUCCAGGAUCUCGAGAGAAAAGACAUCACACAACGCAGAGAGAAAGACGGACAGGAGGGACAGAGAAACUGUGCGUCUGGGGCAGACCGUGAUUCGCCUCGCUUUGUCGCGUUUCUGCACAAGAGCAUCCCGACUGAGGCUGGUCUUGGCGGGGCUUCUUCGAACGCCGCGACGGCACUGCUGGCUGCAUGCGCGCUUGCGCCACCUGCUGGCUUCUUCGAGCUUGUUUCCACGGAAAACACACACGCAAAAGCAUGGGAGUCGCCUCCGACAGGAGAGCCCAGUGCGGCAGCCGAAGAAGCGGCAGGGCGCGAACUCUUGGAGACCGAGGAGGCGUCAGCGGGGCCUGCGUGGCGAGGCGAGCCUCCCGGAAACCGGCGAGACAAAAGGAGACGCCUCUCCAGCGAGGCCGAGAGCGAGGAUGACCAGAAGGGCGAGGCGACUCUCAGUCGCGCUCAAGAGAGAUGUCUGAGGGAGCGAGUGGGGCUUCAGAGAGGUGCAGGCACACCGAGGACUCUCCCAGAGACCCUUGGCAGAGACUGGAGGCGCUUAGAGGUGGAGACAAACGAGAAAAUAAAAGAGGAUGCAGAACGAGGGUCGGAAAAGGAGGUGAAAGAGGAUGCUGCAGAGGAGGAUUUUCAAUCGAAGGAGACUCAAAGGCUCUUGACUUGGCUCGCGGAGAUCGGUGCAGAACUCGGCAGCGACGUUCCGUUCUUUCUUCUCUCCCGCGGCGCCGCUCUAUGUACAGGGCGCGGCGAGAUCGUUCGCGACUGCAGCUCCGAGAUUUCACGUCAGUUCCGUCUCGCGCUCCGCCUCGGCGCCCAGAAGAACAACCAAGAGAAAGAAACACGAGAGAAGAGAGACACACGAUAUAAUGGCGAGAAAGAGAAUCAGCAGCACGGGGAGCCGGAGGAAGAGAAUGAGGAGGAAGGCAUGAGAGUGCGCCAAGGACAGUCUUUGUUGAACGCAGGGAAAGAUAGGGGAGAGAAGGAGGGAGAAGAGAGGUCGCUCUGUGUGUAUAUUUUUAAGCCGCGGGAAGGACUAGGGACGAAAGCAGUGUAUGACGCGUUUCGGACCCUGGCGAAUACCUCGGACGCCCCGUCCUCGCCUGCGGUGGCUUUCUCCGCUGCGUUGCAAGCUCAUCUCGCGCAGUCGGCUUCUCGGUCUCGCACCUUCUCCGAUGCUCCCGAGAACACGCUCGAUUCGCUGCUUCCGUCCUUCAUUCCCUCACUGUUUGAGAACGACCUCCAGGCGCCUGCAGAGACACUCCUGCCUUCUCUCUCUCGCCUUCGAGAGCAGCUGGAGGCGUUCCAAAGCAGGGCGAGCCCCUGGGGAUCUCUGCGCGUGCACGGAGGCUCGAGAGAGCCUUCGGAGUGGCCUCAAGCGCUUCGUGGUUCUCGAGAGGAGGGGGCAGAGACGUCGCCUCCUCGAAUGCGCUUCUCGAACUCACUUCGCGAAGUGAACGGCACCGAGUCUCUCCGGCUUUCGCCAGAACCGAGAAGUGAGGAGGAGCUGGGGGUCCUCCUCCUGGCUGCGGGGAUGACCGGAAGCGGCUCUGCCUUCGUCGCCCUGACGGCAGAACCCGCAGACGGACGGGAGCCGGAGAAGGGAAGAGAAGAAACACAGAAGGCAGAUACGGAGAAGGAAGAGAAGAAGAACGAGAAGAUGCUUUGGAGACAUUUUCUGGAAGAACAGAUGGAGAGCGGCAUGCGUGUGUUUCGGUGCCGCUUGGUGUCGAAGUUGAGCAGCCUCACCGACGAGACGGCAGAGGACACAGAGCCUUUUUCAGUCGAGAGAUGCAUGCAAGCACGCAGAAGUGUAGAGGGAGAAGAGGACGAUAAGAAAAGACCAGGGAUGAAGGAAAACACAGACUCUCGAGCGGCGAGGAAAGCAAGGGAAGAGGAAAGAGCAGAGAGGGAAGGACAACGCGGGAGGCGCUUGCGACAAGCUGUCCCCUGGUUUAGCAGCGACGUAGCAUUUGAGGAAGUGGAGAGACGCUCGGGGACUGGUGGCGAUCGGGAGAUUCAGCCUUGAAAAUUCAAACGGGAAAGUGAAGAAGGAGAGCGUUGAUGUGAAAAGCUUUUAAGCUCGGGUGUAGCGGUCGAGAGGACCGAGCUCUCGCGCACUUUUUCGGGGACUCAGCGGACGAGCAAGUUUCUUCUGAAACGAGAAGAAACACAGAAAGCCCUCUGCAAGCGGCCGCAUGUACACACACAUAUACGUCUGCAGAUCUGAAUGCGGAUCUCCAUAGAUGCAGACUCGUGCACUUUUGCAAGAAUUAAUGUGGAAAAUUGUAUAUGUCCACGCAUGCAUAAUGAUGUAGACGUGUGUCUCCGUGUGUAAAUAUUUGUGUGUGUGUAAUUUGUAGAGGAGUCGGCAGCUAGAUCUGUCGACACGGACUUUCCUGUUUCUCUGUCUCUGCAGGCGGGUCUGUGCUCUUUCCGAACAAGCCUCUUCUCCUCUCUCCGCGUAGAUCCAUAUCUCUGCUAUAACAUCUGUGCAGCGAGACAUUUGUAAAUCUGCUUCUUGCGCAUGCGUCUCUGGGUUGGCAACGUGAAGUUCGCGGAUGCCUUGAGGGCAGCGACGUUGCUGCCGAACUAAAGGUUUUUCAGUUCGUUUCUCGUGCGAAAGCGUCCUGCGGUUCUCGCGAGCUCACUUCCGGGUGCAAGUGAGCUAGACAAGAGAUUCUGACCAGAAAGCGUCGAGUCAAAAGCGCGUCGACCGCCUGCUCACGCAGUUGUCUCCAUGAACGCGCCUCUCCGCGCGCUGCCACUUGAAGAGGUUCGUGGCUUCACAGCCGCGCCUCACUGCCCAGAAACGAAAAGCCUACUGAGACACGCACCCGUUGUUCAUCAGACGCACGAGCGUCCCUGCGUUGAGUCACAGCUCUCUCGCGGAGAGACGGCGGUCGAAACAGGAUCUAUGCCAGAGGAUGUGUGGAGGUGAUGUACCGCCCUCCAAGAGGGCGCGAGCACACAAUGCUGGAGAAGAGCGCCAAGAGAAUCUCUGCGCUUCAACACAGAAAGAGGCCUCGAACUGAAAACCGGAAAAUUCUAAACCCUCAAACUCCCUCACGGAACAAAUGCGAGGGCGACGGCCGCCCUGAGCGCGGGGGGCGCAUGCAUGCCUGCAUCACUUUCGAUGUACACGCCUUCUCUGGACUCUUUCCCCACAAGUGCUUCCGAAAGAAGAGAACAGAGCACGUUUUUGUCUCUUCCCUCGAAACACACGUUUCUUCUUCCCGUCCGGUCGACCUGGAAAUAUCAGAAACUCUACACAGGCACCUCAGAGCAAGCUUGACUUUGCGUCCUUCACUUGGAAGAGGCUUCACUGUCCUCACAUUGCCUUUCGUGAGUCUCUGAAAACCUAACUCCGUCGGGUCCUUCUUCGACGGAGAAACUCUCUCGGCCUUUCGCCUUCUUCAGACGGCCAGAGAGACUUCAAAAGCCUGGCGGGUGCGCGACCGCCACAUGUGAUACAGAGCGUAGGAGACACAUCUCACAAGGGCAAAUCUUUCUUUCUUGCGGCACAAAAAAGUCGUCUCCAGGUCCAGUUCAUUGCCGUUCGUUGCUCGUCACUACCGGGAGCAACGGUGGGGGAAUGCAGACAACCAGACUCUUCAACAGGUAGCGCUCCUCCUUUCCGGGCUGCAGCGUCGACCUGCCAAGCCUCUCGACCUGUUUCUCGCUCUAGAAAAAGGGUGUCUUCCGCAGAAAGAAUCGUUCUGUCUGCCGCAAAUGCAGUUCUUUCGGAGAUGAAUGUCGUUUUCUCUCUGGAAAA
Molecule: messenger RNA, 5654 nt
Organism: Toxoplasma gondii ME49
Lineage: Eukaryota; Apicomplexa; Conoidasida; Eucoccidiorida; Sarcocystidae
Exons: 1
Coding region: 261-3908 (1215 amino acids)
Molecular function (GO): 4-(cytidine 5'-diphospho)-2-C-methyl-D-erythritol kinase activity
Source: RefSeq, a predicted model, not a curated record